GGUUUCCGCUCGCGGCGCUAGGAUCUCAGGCCACGUGCUGCUGCAGCGUGGGCUCUCGCAGCUCAGCAUCUCUGGGAGGCUCCUUCGGAAGGGUAUUUGAAGAGCGAUGCCGGUCGCCAGGAUGCUGCGGCAGGUUGUGGGCCAGAUGCCGGGGAGACCAGCCUGUGGCUGCUGGACCUCUGCCCCGCUGGCCCGGUUUCUGGGCACCUCCCCUCGGCAAAUUCCAGCAGAUGCCAACUUCUACUCUUCCUCUUUCUCUGGAACAGACCAGCCACGCGUCUUAAUUACAGGGGGUCUUGGCCAGCUUGGAGUGGGGCUUGCUAACUUUUUGAGGAAACGAUUUGGGAAGGACAAUGUGAUUUUGUCCGACAUAAGGAAACCACCAGAUCACAUCUUCCACGGUGGCCCAUUUAUUUAUUCUGACAUUCUGGAUUACAAGAAUCUUCGGGAGAUCGUGGUAAACAACCGCAUUACCUGGUUGUUUCAUUAUAGCGCUUUGCUCAGUGCCAUUGGAGAAGCAAACGUGUCCUUGGCCAGAGCCGUAAAUAUCACUGGAUUGCAUAACGUCCUGGAUGUUGCAGCAGAGCACAAUUUGCGAUUGUUUGUGCCUAGCACAAUCGGAGCUUUUGGACCUACUUCUCCCCGGAAUCCAACUCCCGAUAUCUGUAUUCAGAGGCCCAGGACUAUCUACGGGGUGUCCAAGGUCCAUGCGGAGCUCAUGGGAGAAUAUUAUCAUUACCGGUAUGGGUUAGAUUUCCGAUGCCUGAGAUACCCUGGAAUCAUCUCUGCGGACUCCCAGCCUGGUGGAGGAACAACUGACUAUGCAGUCCAGAUCUUCCACGAUGCUGUAAAGAAUGGCAAAUUUGAGUGCAACCUGAAAUCCAGCACGCGGCUCCCAAUGAUGUAUAUUGAUGAUUGCCUCAGGGCUACCCUGGAAGUCAUGGAGGCCCCGGCAGAGUCCCUGUCCAUGAGGACCUACAAUGUCAAUGCCAUGAGUUUCACCCCUGAGGACCUGGCCCAGGAGCUUCUCAAGCACAUACCAGAAUUCCAGAUCACGUACAAUGUGGAUUCUGUUCGACAGGCCAUAGCGGAUAGUUGGCCGAUGAAUUUUGAUGACAGCAAUGCUCGGAAAGACUGGGGGUGGAAACACGACUUUGAUCUUCCAGAGCUGGUGACGACGAUGUUGAACUUCCAUGGCUCUGAUACCAGAGUUGCCCAGGCUAACUGAGAGAAUCAUAAGGGAGGACUCCUAUUACAUUUUAAAGACUAUCCAAGAUGAUCUCCUAAUUUGUAAGUAUACUUUACUAUCCCAUCAGGACUUUAAAAAUGUUUGACAUAUUCAUGUUCAUAAUAUACGUGAGAUUUUAAUACUUCUUCAACAAUUAUCACUUCUCAUUUAUUUUUCUGUAAAAAGACAUAUGUGUAGGACAUUAGGAGUAUCAAAGAUGACCUAACUAAUAAUGGGUAGCACCUCCUACUUUGAUUACCUUCCCAGUCGUGAGCUAAGUGUUGAUUACCAGGACUGUAGUUCUCUCACCUGGCCUUGUCAAUCUCCCCGAGGAGCUUCUCUCAAUGUUCAGGUUUCUGGGCCCCAUCCCUUCAGAUGACUCAACAAAUGGGGGUGGGAAUUUCAAAAGGCCACUGGUUAUUCUAUUCCAGCUAUGGCCUGCUGGACCAGGUCCAAACACUAUUUUCUAAAGAGAACUUUUCUUGUGAUAGCCUUUUUGUUACACACUUAGGCUGAGCUUUCAGAAGACCUGCUCUAUACCCUCUGAAGCAAUUCCUAUGUAAAUAUAUACAGGUUGACUUUUUUCCAGCUACCUCCGGAUACCUGUGGAAUUACUGGAGAGUGAAAUUCCAAGAUUAAUCAUGAGCAUAUUGGACAAUAGCUGUCAUGGACUAAAAGACAUUUCUAUUAUGUGCUUACUGUCAAUGUUUUGUAUUUGGAUUUUUUUUUUUAAUGUUCAUCUUUGAGAA
Lynx canadensis (Canada lynx) is the source of this 1977-nucleotide messenger RNA. RefSeq names its product L-threonine 3-dehydrogenase, mitochondrial. The transcript has 10 exons. Bases 107 to 1228 code for a protein of 373 amino acids. NCBI's taxonomy places the organism in Eukaryota, Metazoa, Chordata, Mammalia, Carnivora, Felidae. Gene Ontology annotation, molecular function: L-threonine 3-dehydrogenase activity. The record is from RefSeq and is a predicted model, not a curated record. Gene Ontology annotation, biological process: L-threonine catabolic process.